This is a messenger RNA of Branchiostoma floridae (Florida lancelet), 2192 nucleotides long. Its product is annotated as putative methyltransferase C9orf114. The transcript is spliced from 9 exons. The record is from RefSeq and is a predicted model, not a curated record. Gene Ontology annotation, molecular function: miRNA binding. Gene Ontology annotation, cellular component: spindle pole centrosome; kinetochore; mitotic spindle. Lineage: Eukaryota; Metazoa; Chordata; Leptocardii; Amphioxiformes; Branchiostomatidae. Gene Ontology annotation, biological process: miRNA processing; maintenance of centrosome location. The coding region runs from base 66 to 1361 and encodes 431 amino acids.
AGAAUUUUUAAUUGGCCAGGCUGUCGAUAUAAAGAUACUGCGGGGGACCGGGGACUUCAUAUCAGAUGGCGAGCUUCUCCAAGAGUGUGAAGCUGUACAAGGAUAUGUUUGGUUGUGCCUGUUCGGUAGACUAUGGCCCGGCGAAGGAGCGCCCAGAGCCUAGUGGGUCAGAUUUCUAUGAGGCGACCAGCUUGACAGAAGGCCUGAUGGGGAUAGAUUUUGAGGAGAAGGCUUACUGGAGAAAGGAGUUUCGCUAUCCACAAGGAAAAGAAGAGAAGAAGAAAUGGAAGGAGGAACGCUUGGCCAGGAAGCUGGAGAAACAGAUGGCCAGACAACAGGAGGAGGAACAGAAACUCAAGCAGCUCAUGGACAAGAAAGUACAUGCUGAGGAGAUCAGACGCAAGAAAGGCCGCCACUACACUGUGAGUGUUGCCCUCCCCGGAUCUAUUCUGGAUAAUGCCCAGUCUCCAGAACUCAGAACAUACCUAGCUGGACAGAUUGCCAGAGCCUGUGUGAUUUUCAAUGUGGAUGAGAUUGUCAUAUUUGAUGAAUCGGGAUCUACGCAGCCGAGCACGGAGGGAACGUUCACUGGUGUGGGUAAGAAGGGCAAUGCGAACGUGCAGAUAGCCAGGAUACUGCAGUAUCUGGAGUGUCCACAGUACUUAAGGAAAGUCUUCUUCCCCAAGCAUCAGGACCUACAGUAUGCUGGCUUGCUGAACCCGCUGGACUGUCCCCACCAUGUACGUGAACAUGAGCUGAGUGAGUACAGGGAGGGGGUGGUGUUAGACAGGCCCACCAAGGAGGGGAAGGGGUCCUUCGUCAAUGUGGGCAUGAGAAGGGAGGUUAGAAUAGAUAAGGUCCUCCAGCCAGGCCUGAGAGUGACAGUCCAGCUAGACGAGCCUGGAAACACAGUCUCCAGAGUGCUGACAGGAAAGGUGGUGUCCCCAUCCGUGCCAAGGACUGAGGCAGGGCUAUACUGGGGCUACACCGUGCGUCUGGCACCCAGUCUAGGAGCAGUCUUCACAGAGAGCCCCUUCAAGGGAGGCUACGACUUAACCAUUGGGACGUCAGAGAGAGGGGAGUCCACAGACGAGGUCUUCUUACCAUCUUUUAGUCACCUUCUGAUUGUGUUUGGAGGCCUGAAGGGUCUGGAGUACAGUGUGGAAUGUGAUGAAGCCCUGGACAUUGCUGACGCUCGGGUCAUGUUUCACUACUAUCUCAACACCUGUCCCACCCAAGGCAGCCGCACUAUCAGAACAGAGGAGGCAAUUCUCAUCAGUCUAUCAGGCUUGAGACCUAAGAUCCACGAGGCCCUUAUCCGCACAAGCACUUUGGACAGCCUCAGAAGCAUGAAGAAGUGAACAAAUCAACAGGCAGUUGGAGAGGAAAACAACGGACAGACUGUAAAAGGCAGCAUUUCUUGGCAUUCUCAGUCAGGAAACUUGCUAAACCACUGGGAUGUUAACAUUUUAAAAACGACAUCAUCAAGUAUCUGGGAAGGCCAAAAACUGAUGGAAGAUGUACAGGAAUGGAGAGUGGAAAACUUGCUUGGUCUCUCUGCUGACUAGGGUGUACCGGUUCAAAACGGUUUUUUGUUGUUGGAUGGUAAAAAGAAACUGCCCAAAAAAAUGAGAUGACUGGAUGCUGGACCAAUUUGAAAAUGGACAGAAUAUACUGACAGGCCUUCACGUAUUUUGAAGCUUACAGAUCCAAGAAAAGAGCGGAGUAGAGGAGAGUUGAUAGUCAUUUCUACCAAGCGUCUAACUUCAGAAACAGAGGCAGUUAGUGUGGUUUACAUGACUUGGAUAGUGUUAGUGUGGUUAACAUAGCACCAGAGAAAUAUUAAUUGACGUCGAAUACUCCACCAAACAGAUUCCUUUGUAAUGAAAUGGACCAUUAAUUUGAGUAUAGCCUAUUCGCAAGUUUUCACAGAUUAUUAGGCUUGGGUCCAGGCCAGGACCUGAUCCUCUGGACCUGUACCGUACCUGUACCUGAAUUUUCUGUACCAGUGCUCACCCCUACUGCUGACUAAUGACUUUUUAUGAUAACUUCAGCUGUAAGAUGUACUUACCUUGUGUCUGGUUGAUGAUGUGAACAAGUGAUUGGGGGUGUUGUGGCAAUUAUCACAUUUUGUAUGAGAUCCAAUUGAAAGUGACAUUUGGCCUUUCUUUGUGGCCCUAUGAUGUACGGAU